AUGGCGCCUACCACCGGCCAACCCAAAGCAUACGCCAGCAAGAACGCGGGUGCGCUGGCUUCUACCACUAUGCAAAUGGACUUUGGCGCGUGGAUGCAAGCCGAUACGACAGCAAGCUCGGCAAAGAUCCGCGAUCUACUUGCCAACGCAAAGCGCGAUGUCCUGGAGGCUGAGAAGACCAAGGCACGCGAAGAGAUCCGGCGACAGACCGCUGAGAUAAAGCAGAGGCUCCGGGACAAGCCCUGGCUCGCGACUAAUGCUACAGUCCUAGAUGAGCUCGCAGCAGUUGCAAGUGAAGCACAAGUGGAGCAUGUCAAUAGGCUCACUACUACCUGGACUAAGCUGGGGGACGAGGUGCAGAGCGCCCAGAAGCGACACGAAGUUCGGAAAUCAGAAAUGGACGACGAGCUCACCGACAAACGCCGAAGCCUGGUCGCGACACAGCAGGAGAUAGCUCGUCUCUCGGGUGACCGUGAUCACGCAAAACAGGCUCUUGCAGACAAGUUGAAGGAGAAGGAGGCCCUCGUCGAGAUGGUCGCAGCGGAGCAGCUUCAAUUGCAGAAGGCCAAGACCGAGCACGAGGGCCUCGUCAAAACCCGGCAGAGCGAAGAAAGACGUGCCCACGACCUUGCUGCCCACAUUAAGGAACAGGAGUCGAAAGUCUCAGCUGUGCAGGCCUCGUUGGUUCAAGCUGAGGAGGAGAGCAAGUCUCAGCUCCAAGCUCGAGAGCAAGAGCUUGCCGGCCUUGCCGCGAACAAGCAGUCAUUGACAAGUACGAUUCAGGAGAAAGAAGAAGUUGUGCAGAAGCUGAAGCACGAGCACGAGGGCCUAGUCUCGCAGCACAAGAAAGCACUCAGCGCGUUGAAGGACGAGCAGCAGGGCAUCGUGGCACAACAUGAGCAGGAGAUGAGAAAGCGGAAUGUUCAGCACAAUGAGCUCGUCUCGAACAGAAAAAAAGAGUUUGAUGACCUGCAGCAGCAGCAUGAAGCUCAAGUUGAGCGUCACCGAAAACGAAUAAACCAUCUCAAUAACGAACACGACAAGCUUAUCGCACAGCACAAGGAAGAGGCGACCAAGCUGAGACGUGAACACGAGGCCCUCGUCCAACAGCAGCAGGGACAGACAACUGAGUUGAAGCAAAAGCACGAUGCCCUUGUUGAGGAGUGUCGAGCGGAACGAGCACGACAGGAGGCCCUGGAGGAGCGCAAGGGUCGCCUCGAGCGACUGGUUACCAGAGUGGAAGAACAAGGUCACGACCUGCGGAUGUCAAGCGGGCGUCUACAAACGACCAAGCGUGCUGCGAUGUUCCUCGUGGCGAUAAUGAUGCUCAAGAUACGUGCCUUGCUCCGCGGUCACGAUCUCGCUCACAGGAGGCAGAGAGGCCGACUCCACGCCAGCGUCUCCAUCAGCCAAGUCCUGCAUGCGCGCGUCUCCUCACUCGAGGGCGACAAGCAGGCCUUGCUCAACGAUACAGCUACUCUAAGAUCACAGCUGCUGGAUUGGAAAGAUGGGGUUCGACUACUGCAGUUGCAGCUUGGUCGGGCAAAAGGCAUGCUCAAGGCCAAGGACGCGUCAAUUCGAUCGCUCAACCGUCGUCUGAUAGAGCAGGACGAGGCCUCCGUCUCCAUGGUCGCAGCACUCUCGGUCGUGUUGCAGGCCUCAUACGUGAGCCUCGGUCAGCACAGGAAGCUUGUGCCCAUUCAGAGGCAGCGAAUCACUCGACUGCAUAAUGCGAAUACGUCCCAGCACCAAUCGUCCGCGAAUAGAGAGUCAGUCCUCGUCCAGCAGAUUCAGGGCUUGCAACAGCAGGUGGCACAGGCUGUCAAGGAGUCGACCUGGCGUACUCGCAAGGGACGCAUUCAAGCGAGAAAGGUUCGCGCCCUUCGUACGAAAGCUCACCAGCUCCAGGGAGACAACCAAGCCCUGCGCUCGAACAUGCAUGAGAGGAGCCUUGAAUUACAGUCACAACUUGACAAAGCAAAAGACCAAGUCCUGGUUGCUCGAAAGGAGGCCUCAAUUGCUGAAGUCCGCCUUUUCCAGGCAGACGAAGAUCUAGCCAACAUGGCGAGCGAAUGCCACGAGCUGGAUGAUGAGAUUGACAAAGCAAAACAUCAAGUCCUGAUUGCCGAGCAGGAGGCCCUGGUCGCUGAAGUGUGCCAUCUCCGGGCAGACGAGGAUCUAGCUAACAUCGCGAGCGAAUGUCACGAGCUACACGAUGAGGUGGAGGAGCUCAACCACGCCCAGUCCUCGUUGCUUUCCCGACAGAGCGAGCUUGAAGAUGAAUUAUCGAGCGUGGUAUUGUGUCUCAUUGAUCUUACCAAGCAAGCCCGGGGCCUCAUCUCCGAGAAGAACGUCCAGAUCGCAACGUGGAGCGAUGAGGCAGGCCGAUGGAAGGAAGCGUAUGUCUUGAUCAAAGCUGAUUGGGUGGAGGAUCGGGAGUACAUAGAGGAUCAAGACCUCGUCAUCGAAGAACUUGAGGAGCAGGUUGCUGAGUUGGCAACUGAGCACAAAGACGAGCUUACAAGUGCAGGCAUCCUGGCCGAAGCCCAAGAGAACCAUGUCCACAAGCUGCGCGCCGAUGUGAGGAACGCCAAUGCCACCGUCCAGCUCACGACACAGCAAACCCAAGCUCUGGGCCUACUAGUUGCAGAGCAAGGCAUAGCACUUCAUCUCCGGCAGCAGGCCAUUGACCAGGCGGCCGAGGUGAACAAAGGUUUGGUGCGCUCGGGCAAACGUGUCACCUACCAGGGCCGGCACUGUCGAUCGACUGCUGUAGGAAUGGAGGAAGUGAUCGGCACUGUCCUCAAGGAGGUACUACAGAACAUGACGAGCAUGAAGACGAAGUACGAGCGUCGCCUCCACCAAGCAUCUCAAAGAGCUACUGCCAAGGACAAGACAUACCAAGACCUGCUGGCUCGUGCACGCAUAGAAUUUGUACAGCAACAGAGGAUGUACGAGGACAAGAUCUACAAAUUGAUGCGACGAGGCCCUGCUCCUAUCGCCCAGACAGCAGUCAAGCGGCUGUUGCUGGCGGUCGCGCAACAGCUGGAGAUGGAGCACGAAGAAAAGACUAGGCUCCAUGUGGGAGAGUUCGAGCAGGAAUUGGGCAAGCUUCAGCAGACGAUCACGGAAUCCAAGCAGGAAGUAACCUCAUACAAAGGCCUCGUACUCAAGUUCAAGAAGGCGAACGAAGAAAAAUCGGCCAUGAUGAGGCACCUGGCGGACGAGGUUCCGCGUUCUAUUGGGCAGUACCAGCAUGAGGUGAGAUCGCUACAACGGCUAGUGCUGCUGGCCAAACAGCAAUCUCAGGAGCAGAAGGAAAAGUUGAAAGAGUUGAUGGAGGUCAUGUCGCGUGUCAUGGGUUGA
This is a messenger RNA of Cercospora beticola, 3366 nucleotides long. RefSeq lists its product as uncharacterized. Lineage: Eukaryota; Fungi; Ascomycota; Dothideomycetes; Mycosphaerellales; Mycosphaerellaceae. The record is from RefSeq and is a predicted model, not a curated record.